Necator americanus (New World hookworm) is the source of this 312-nucleotide messenger RNA. RefSeq lists its product as uncharacterized. NCBI's taxonomy places the organism in Eukaryota, Metazoa, Nematoda, Chromadorea, Rhabditida, Ancylostomatidae. The transcript is spliced from 4 exons. The coding region runs from base 1 to 312 and encodes 103 amino acids. The record is from RefSeq and is a predicted model, not a curated record.
AUGACUCUGAUCCCAGCUUCUGAAGAGCGCGGAUCAAAUUCAAUCACACAAUGCCAGUCCACAAAUCAGUGUAAGUCGGGCGCUCACACAUGUCACUGGUUGGCUGCCUGCAUGGAUCUGCCGGAUAGUGACCACAAACCAAGAUACUCAUGUAAAUGCAAGCCGGGUUACGUCGGUAACGGUCAUCAAUGUACAGACGCAUGUGAAGGACUCUGUCAUAAUGAUGCGACAUGCCUGAAAACAGGACGAGGAGAGCUGAAAUGCAUUUGUGGCCCUGGAUACAACGGUCGACGGUGUGAAAACAGAGUAUGA